Messenger RNA from Capsicum annuum, 1735 nucleotides. Its product is annotated as alpha-taxilin. The coding region runs from base 260 to 1429 and encodes 389 amino acids. The record is from RefSeq and is a predicted model, not a curated record. Gene Ontology annotation, molecular function: syntaxin binding. The transcript has 11 exons. Lineage: Eukaryota; Viridiplantae; Streptophyta; Magnoliopsida; Solanales; Solanaceae.
AUUUUUAAAAUGAUAUAACUUAGAGGAAAAUAAAUGUUAAACAAUAAAUCAGAUAAAAACUUGAAAUUCAAUGUAUAGAUUUGAGACUAUAUUUUUUGUAUAUUAUAAAAAAAAAUAAUUGUUUAAAAAGUUAUCAUCGCAUAAAAUAAUUUUUAGGACUUGUAUUUCUUUAGGGUUGAGCCGUUCGUGAGUCUAUUUGUUCCGUCGGUUCUUUUUGUUUUAUGUUUUAUGUUUCAGUGUGACCGUUUUUGCGUUGAAGAUGGAAAGUGAGAAUCCAGCUCCAAACUCUGCCGCAGAUCAGCUUCCAGAAGCAGAAUCAUUGCCGGAUGGUUUCGUAGGGGACAGCUCAAGUACUGACCCAAUGGCUCCGAACACACCACAACCUGAGCAGGAAAAACUGGCUGAUUAUAAGGAGGAAAAUUUAGUUGAUCCCGAGUUAAAUGCAUACGAAGAUUGUGACGAUUCACAUGCCAAUGUGAAAUGUCUGAACAUGGAGAACUCUGGAGGAGAUCCGACCCAAAACAUUUCAGCUAUUAAGGAGACAUCAUUACCAGAAAGUGUUGAAAACAAAAAAGUAGAAGCCCCUGAAACCAAACGGAAGACCAUAAAACGUACCUUUAAGUCUGAAAAAGAGUUUCUGGAAUUCACUUUGAAGUAUCAGCAGGUUCUUGCAGAAAGAGAUUCAGCUAUUGCUGUUCGGGAUAAACUGGAGUCAUUAUGCCGUGAGUUGCAGCGUCAGAACAAAGUUUUACUGGAUGAAUGCAAACGGGUAUCAUCCGAGGGUCAAAAUCUGAGGCUGGAUUUAUCGGACAAGUUUCAAGAUGCAAUUAAGGACGUAAGCAACAAGCUGGAAGAACAAAAAGAUGAAUGUCUGUUGCAAUUGAAGGAGAAUGAGAUGUUAAAGAGCAAGCUGAAGCAACUUGUAGAUCAGUAUACUCUCUCUGAACAGCAAUUUGCAAACAAGUUGAAGCAAAAGAGUCUUGAACUUCAGCUUGCUGAUUUGAAAAUUAAGCAACACGAGGAGCAAAUUAAGCAGGAACAGUCCCAAAUGAAAAUUUAUUCUAACCAAGUGUCACAAUUAUUGGCGACGGAGAAGAACUUGCGGUUACAGUUGACAGCCGAUGGAGAAAAGUUCAAGCAGUUCCAGGAAGCUUUGCUGAAGAGCAAUGAGGUUUUUGAAACGUUAAAGCAAGAUAUUGAGAAGAUGGCAAAAUCAAUAAAAGAACUCAAGAAGGAGAAUGCUUUCUUGAAGGGCAAAUGUGACAAGUCAGAUGUUACUCUUAUAGAGCUCGCUGAGGAGCGUGAAUUCUUGAAGAGACAGUUGGAGAAAACAAAGAACCAGAAAGAGAGGCUUGAAGCAUUGUGUAGAUCGCUUCAAGCAGAAAGGAAAGCACAUUCAGUAGCUUCCAAUGACUCAGAUUCAAUUUAAAGCUUGAAGAUUCUGUAAAUUAAAUCAUACCAUGAAGGAUUUUUGGCUGCACAUAAUGAAUCAAGAAAUGAUCCGUCUUAUUUACUCUUUUGUUUGUGCUGCAGUUUUAUUCUUGCUACUAUUUCUAUUUUUUUGGUAGGGGACAAAGAUCAAUAUGUUACCAUUAACUAGGUGCCAAGUGCCAAGUGCCAAGUGCCAAGUGCCAAUAGAUUAGCCGGAACCAUCUUGUAGGAAAAUGUAGUCUUCCUUGAUGUACUGAGGCUUGAGCAGCGUAUGAAGAAUGAAUCAGUUUCUUCUCUUGGCUCA